AUGCAAAUCGAUCCAAAACGCAAGCUUUUGUGCAGGGAGGAUUACGACAAUGUUUGGAGGGAAAUUCAAAUAAUGCACCAUUUGUCGGAGCAUCCUCAUGUUGUGAGGAUCAAAGGGACUUAUGAAGACAAUGUGUUUGUUCAUUUGGUUAUGGAAUUAUGUGCAGGUGGCGAGCUUUUCGAUAGGAUUGUUCAGAAGGGGCAUUACAGCGAGAAAAAGGCGGCUCAGCUUAUGAAAACCAUUGUUGGGGUGGUCGAGGCUUGUCAUUCUCUUGGCGUAAUGCAUAGGGAUCUCAAGCCGGAAAAUUUCCUUUUCGAUACUCCUGAUGAGGACGCAAAGCUUAAGGCUACUGAUUUUGGAUUAUCGGUUUUCUUCAAACCUGGACAAUAUCUUUCUGAUGUAGUUGGAAGUCCCUACUAUGUCGCGCCUGAAGUGUUGCAUAAAUAUUACGGCCAUGAAAGUGAUGUAUGGAGCGCUGGCGUUAUCCUCUACAUAUUAUUAUGUGGGGUUCCGCCAUUUUGGGCAGAGACAGAUAAUGGUAUCUUCAGACAGAUUCUGAAAGGAAAAAUAGAUUUUGAAUCUGAACCAUGGCCAAACAUUUCGGCAAGUGCAAAAGAUCUUAUAGGGAAGAUGCUUGAGAGAGAUCCUACAAGACGAAUAUCUGCUUAUGAAGUCCUAUGUCAUCCUUGGAUUGUGGACGAUACAGUUCCCUGGACAAACCUUUGGGAUCUGCAAUGGCGAGUUUUCUUGCAAGCUGAUAUUGACAACAACGGGAGUAUUGACUAUGGUGAAUUUCUUGCUGCAACCUUACAUAUGAGUAAGAUGGAAAGGGAGGAAAAUUUGCUCACCGCAUUCGCAUUCGCAUUCUUCGACAAGGAUGGAAGUGGUUAUAUAACCAUUGAUGAGCUUCAACAGGCGUGCAAAGAUUUUGGCCUCGGGGAUGUUCAUCGGGAGGACAUGAUUAGUGAAAUCGACAUAGACAAUGAUGGCCGGAGAAUUUGCUACAAUGAUGAGGAAGGGAAAUGCUGGGGUUGGGGGUGGAACCAUGAGAGGCAACUUGAAUUUUAA
This is a messenger RNA of Fraxinus pennsylvanica, 1068 nucleotides long. Lineage: Eukaryota; Viridiplantae; Streptophyta; Magnoliopsida; Lamiales; Oleaceae. The record is from the annotation of a GenBank genome assembly.